Cornus florida is the source of this 1113-nucleotide messenger RNA. RefSeq lists its product as uncharacterized. Bases 1 to 1113 code for a protein of 370 amino acids. The record is from RefSeq and is a predicted model, not a curated record. NCBI's taxonomy places the organism in Eukaryota, Viridiplantae, Streptophyta, Magnoliopsida, Cornales, Cornaceae. The transcript has a single exon.
AUGUCAAACUUGACAAAGCUGGAAUUCGUGGCUUUGGAUAUUUCUGGCAAAAAUUAUUUAUCUUGGAUUUUGGAUGCUCAGAUCUAUUUAGAUGUCAUGGGCCUUGGAAACACAAUUAAAGAAAAGAAUGAUGCAUUAUUACAAGAUAAAACGAAGGCCAUGAUUUUCCUUCGGCGCCAUAUUAGCGAGGAGCUAAAAAUUGAAUACCUCACUGAAAGAGAUUCACUGUGUGUGUGGAAUAAUUUGAAAGAAAGAUAUGAUCAUCAAAAAACAGUUAUCCUCCUAAAGGCUCGGGCUGAUUGGCAGCAACUGCGGUUGCAAGAUUUUAAAACUGUGGUUGAAUAUAACUUUGACAUAUUUAAAAUUAGCUCUACAUUGAAAUUAUGUGGUGAUACAAUUACUGAUGAACUUUUGCUGGAAAAAAUAUUCACCAUAUUUCACGCCCCGAAUGUGCUCUUACAACAACAAUAUCGAGAGCGUAGAUUUAAAAAAUAUUCAGAGUUGAUAUCAUGUUUACUUGUGGCAGAACAAAAUAAUGAGCUUUUAUUAAGAAACCACCAGUCUCGUCCAACUGGAUCGACACCGAUCCUUGAAACAUAUGUUGCCUCAUCAUGUGGUCGUGGACACGGACGUGGUCGUGGUGGUAGAAAUGGCUAUAAUAGUGAAUAUGGUCGUGGUAAAAAUAAUAAGCACAAUAAUGAAUAUGGUCGUGGUAGAAAUCAUUCUUAUUACCGUGAAGGAUGUCAAUCCUUACAUUCUCGCAAUCAGAGAUCCACACCAUAUCCCCAAAAGAGAGAUUAUAAUGAAAUGAAACAAGUAAAAGGGAAUGAUGUGGCUCAACCUUCCAAAGCACAUGAUAAUACUUAUUAUCAAUGUGGAAUGACAGGGCAUUGGCAAAGCAUUUGUCAUACACCUAAGCAUCUGAUUGAACUUUACCAAGUCUCAAUGAAAAAAAAGGGGAAACAAAAGGAAAUGAAUUUUAUUGAUCAUGAUGAACCAGUUGACAUCACAAAUCUGGAAAUGAAUUUCAUUAAUCAUGAUGAGCCAGCUGGCAUCACAAAUCUGAAUAUAUCAGAUUUUUUUGAGGACCGUGAUGGAAAGAUUGACUCCUGA